Westerdykella ornata is the source of this 1491-nucleotide messenger RNA. Its product is annotated as peroxisomal 2,4-dienoyl-CoA reductase-like protein SPS19. NCBI's taxonomy places the organism in Eukaryota, Fungi, Ascomycota, Dothideomycetes, Pleosporales, Sporormiaceae. The record is from RefSeq and is a predicted model, not a curated record. Gene Ontology annotation, molecular function: 2,4-dienoyl-CoA reductase (NADPH) activity. Gene Ontology annotation, biological process: fatty acid catabolic process. The transcript is spliced from 5 exons. Bases 338 to 1279 code for a protein of 313 amino acids.
UGUUACUUCGAUGAGGGACUUGCAGUUACUUGGAUGCCAUUCAUCACGCAUCUCUAUAAGCUAUAAUUGCUUCACGCCGCCAAGCGUACGCAUCGCGGCGUAUGGAUGCGUCCGAGUAAUCAUUUAAUCGCAAACAUGGAUGGACCUCGGCACUGACAUCCCUCCGUCUCAGUGCUCAUCGCGACCAGACAGCGUGCGAUGAUUGCUUCACAUUGACGAACAAUACUUUUCACAUAGACGCCGCAACUCAGAGCAGAUUGAGAAGAAUUAGCCAGUCCAGUCGAGGCCCUUCUUAAAGCCUGUAUAUCUCGAAUCGUCACCUGCCAACCCCGUAACCAUGCCGAUGGAAAAGUACAAGUACAUGAGCAAUGUGUGGAAGGAUGGCAUCUUUGACAAUAAAGUCGUCUUCUGUACUGGUGGUGCGGGCAGCAUAUGUUCGGCCCAGGUCCGCGCCAUGGUGCACCUAGGCGCCAACGCCGCAAUCAUCGGUCGCAGUGUCGAGAAGACGGAGAAGAUGGCCAGGGAUAUUGAGACUGCACGGAAAGGCUCGAGAGUGCUUGGCCUGGGAGGCGUGGAUGUCAGAGAUCCCGAGGCGCUUGCGAAAGCCGCGGAGAGGACUGCGAAGGAGCUGGGUAGCAUUGACUUUGUGAUUGCUGGCGCGGCAGGAAACUUUCUUGCUACGAUAGAUCAGCUGUCGCCGAAUGCGAUGAAGUCCGUCAUCGAUAUCGAUGUCCUGGGCAGCUACAACACCGUCAAAGCCACGCUCCCCUACCUGGUUGAGUCCGCGAAGAAGCACAAAACCGACGGUAGGGCUCCUCAUCCCCACGGCACUGGAGGCCGCAUCAUCUUUGUCAGCGCUACUCUGCACUACUCCGGCACGGCCCUGCAAACGCAUGCCUCUGUCGCCAAGGCCGGUAUCGAUGCCAUGUCCGUGGCUGUUGCAAUCGAGCAGGGCCCCAAAGGUAUUACUUCGAAUGUAAUUGCCCCCGGUCCGAUCCGGGAUACGGAGGGGAUUGCUCGUCUUGCGAAGGGAGAGAGCGAGACGGCGAAGGCGAUUCCUUCGGGGAGGUAUGGAACUGUCAAGGAGAUUGCUGAUGCUACCAUUUACCUCUUCUCGGAUGCGGGUAACUAUGUCAAUGGAGAUAUCAUUGUUGUGGAUGGCGGACAUUGGCACACUUCGGGUGUUAAGAACGGCCCCUUCCAAUAUCCUGAUUUCCUGCUCUCCGGUGAAGCCGUCACUGGCGUCAAGGGUUUGAAGACGAAGAAGUCGAAGUUAUAGGGGAGUGUGUAGUAGCAUUAUAGCGAGUUUCUCUAUUCACUUUUCUCAAAGAGUUUUCUAUGCAAUGCAGAUAUAUGGCUGGUGUUCACAUGAAUUCAGAUAUCCUGCACACGUUAUGCACAUACGAUGAAGGGAUGCGCAUCCAAGCUGCAUUUGCAUUGGCCAUUCCUCCAGCGAUUACAGCAUGUCACGGUGUAUCCUGGCCUCAAUAU